This is a messenger RNA of Mytilus trossulus (common blue mussel), 1514 nucleotides long. RefSeq names its product ankyrin repeat domain-containing protein 34B-like. NCBI's taxonomy places the organism in Eukaryota, Metazoa, Mollusca, Bivalvia, Mytilida, Mytilidae. The coding region runs from base 349 to 726 and encodes 125 amino acids. Gene Ontology annotation, molecular function: protein binding. The transcript is spliced from 2 exons. The record is from RefSeq and is a predicted model, not a curated record.
CAUUUAUGCUUUCUUUUUCUCUUGUUCCUGAAUAUAUUUCGUCAAUAUAAUAACAGUUUGCUUUUAGACAAUUAUAUAUUGAUGUCAUAUGAAUAUCACUUGAUCUCAUUUGAAUUGCAGGUGGUGAGGAUGACCUUUUACAAAAUCAUGUAUAAAAGCUUUUCAUAGAUUGUGAAUGUCAGACACGCGCUUCGUCCACAAAAGACUUGUCAUUAUCUAAUCUUCAAGUUCAAAGACAUAUCGCAUAUUAAAUGAGGAACCAUAAGUUAAAAAGAAAUAUCACAAGCUGAUUUAGGAGAAGUGCAGUUCUUUGAUGUUGCAUAUUUUUUGUCUGAUCGGCAUAGAAAAAUGGGAGCAGGAUGUUCUAAAAAUAAUGAAAAUGACAGAAUUGGUGCGUUAUUUCAGGCAAUACGACGAGAAAAGUUUCAACUGGCGACAGAUCUGAUUUCAAAGGGUGCAGGAGUCAACUGUAUAAAUUACUUUGGUAAUACACCAUUGAUAGAAACAUGUCGGAGCCAUAGGACGUCUAAGAGGACAGGGAGUAUAGUUGAAAAUGAACGAGAGCGAUUUGUGAGAUUUCUUCUUAAUAAUGAUUGUGAUGUGAGCAAAUAUGAUAUAUAUGGAUGGACAGCUCUUAUGUAUGCCGAGAAGAAUGGCCAUGAUAGCAUUGUUUAUAUUUUGGAGAAAAAAGAAAAGGGAAUGAAUAAUACCGAAUCACCAAUAUAGGACUAUAAUUGAUGUCAACAUGGACUCGUCUUUCCAACGAUGUAGUGGUAAUCGAGUAAAACUCAAAGACUUUUAAGUACUCAGGAUCAACCUCAAAAAUGUUUACAAGCAAUAUUUUAUAAAUUCAAAGUCAGUACAUUAUGUUAUAUUAACAUUGUUUGGCUUUAUGAACAGUUUUACCUUGUCGAUGGACAGAAACCUCCGACCAACAUGUCACGAUACACACACAAAAAUCAUUCUUUACACUAAAUAUAAUGUUCAACUCUUCAUACCUUAUUGGCGAUAUAGUGAUUGAGAUUUCCUAUUAAAGGUUGUUUGAUCUUUCGUCCAACUUCAGUAUCCGCAACUGCUUUGCUCUCUGUUAUAAAGAACACCUGAAAGCUUAAACAUGUGUAUUAAUAGGAUAUAUCGACUUUCAAAUUAAUGAAGUAAUGUGUCCUAAAUGUUGUUUAAUAAUCAUAAUGUAAUCUGAAAAAAAUCACCAUGGGUUAUUUGUAAGGUGAUUAAAAAAAAUUACCAAAUAAGUUCCAAUAUAUAUUAAAGGGAAAUAAACAGAGUUGUCAGUAUGAUAAAUGUAUGUCAUUAAUUUCGUCAGCCGAAAAUUUGAAUGCCAAGAAUAUAUAUAAGAACAGAAACAUUUGAAAAUUUACAUAACACAAUUAGUUUAUCGGUAUUGCUGAUAAGGUGACCAUGAUUGUUUCAAUUUCACAACCUGACAUUAAAAGUUUAACUAAGUUAUACUCAAUAUAGGUUUGUACUAAAAUGAUCAACACGACGGGCGCAACAUG